AUAUUUUUGCUAUAAUUGCAAAAUAUAAAUAUUUUGCUAUAGCAAAGAAAAUUAUAAGCAAUAUUUCUUGCUGUAGAACGGUCGCGGAUUAAUGACGCCAUCAAGCCGACACCGUUAGCACGUUGAGGUGCACGUUUCUGUUUUGAUCCAGGAGCAGAGUAUAAUGAUGAUAGCUUGAAAACCUGAAAUAUAUUAUUGUUAUUGUUGAUACAUGAGUUUUCAUUACUGCGUUUUCCUAGAACUUUUUUUAAGCUCUGUUUAGUUUGGACCUUAACAGAACCUUAAGUUUAGUAAAGUAGAAUCCUGCGAUGAGGAUCAUGAAGAAACCAAACAUCCUCCUCACAGGAACCCCGGGCGUAGGGAAGACGACACUUGGGAAGGAACUGGCUGAGAGGACCGGACUGACGUACAUCAACGUUGGAGAUCUGGCCAAGGACGGUCAGCUGUUUGAUGGCUUCGAUGAUGAAUACCAGUGCCCUAUUCUGGAUGAAGACAGGGUUGUGGAUGAACUGGAGGACAAGAUGAUGGACGGAGGUGUGAUUGUAGACUACCACGGCUGCGACUUCUUCCCAGAGCGCUGGUUUCAAAUCGUGUUUGUUCUUCGAACGGAUAACACCAACCUCUAUAAUCGGCUCGAGAGCAGGGGAUACACAGGCAAGAAGCUUCAGGACAACGUUCAGUGCGAGAUCUUCCAGACCAUUUACGAGGAGGCCAUGGAGGCAUAUAAAGAGGAGAUCGUGCACCAGCUGUCCAGCAAUGACCCUGAUGACCUGGAGAGGAACCUGGAGCAGAUAACACAGUGGAUCGGGCAGUGGAUGAAGGACAAUAACUGACGCAUAAACACUUAUCAUCGCACACUUACACACACACACACACACACACACACACACUCUGAUGGGACACACAUGCACCUUCAUGCACUAAUACACAAUGAUUACAAAAGAUUGUUAUGUUUCUCAGAGCUCUCAUACACCCAAAACAACUCAUGCAAAGAGGAGGAGACUAAUCAAAAUGAACCAUUCUGUAGUGAGACACAGUACACUCUUAGAGGAAAACAAAAUGGCUUUUCAAAGUAUACAUGAGGGUUCUUGUCUUAGAAAAACACUGUUGUAUGGUUCUAUAUAGAAACUUCAUGGCUUCCCUGCUUGAAAGACUUGCUGAGGAACUUAAUAGUGUGUACUGAAUAUAACCGGAAAUUUUACAAAUUUAUCCAUGAAAUAAAUCAAUUCCAAGAAAAACAAUUACAAAGUGUGUAUCCUGCAAUAUUAUAAUUAACAGGGUCCAACCGCCUGUUCGGAGACAUUUUGAAUUGAAAUGGUGUGACAUUAAUACCUUUUUCCUCCCUUAUUUUGUUAUGAAUUAGUUAGUUAUGUUUGAUAGAUGCUUUGUGAAUGUGUUCUUUAACCCUCGUGUUAACAUUAUUUACUUAAAAUGGAACCAUAAUGAAAUGUAUUUUUUCCUACGUGGAACUGUAUGUGAAAGGUUCAUUUCUUCCAUUGUACAUUGAAAAAGUACACAUUGAUUUUUUCACGCAUCUGCUAAACCCACACUGUAUUUUUAGAGAUUGCAUAAAGUGCUGAAAUAGACAGACUCUGACAGCUUUUUACAAAAAAAACCCCAAAAUUGCCCUGUUACCUCGUACCUGAUUACACCUCCAGAAGUGCGAGAGGUGGUUUUGUGUAUCUUGACUGUAUUCAGUGGUGAUCAUUGCAAAUAUUGUUUUCUGUCUCAGCUUCCCAAAGUCAAUAUGACACAUAGCGAAUGGAAAGCAAGGGCUCCCCAAGCCAUUUCCCGUUCAUCUAAGGCUCUCCAUCACAUACCUGCUGCCUUACUGGCUUAGGAGGUGAAUCCACAAAAUGGCUCCAUGUUGCCGUUUUGGCUGAGCCCGACUGGGCUUACGCGGGUGGCCCAGUCACCAGAUGCGUUCCCUGUAUCCCUAAUCUGUGUUUAGAGCUGUCAACCAUCUAAGACUAUGAGUAUGAAACUCCUGAUGUACUGUACACAAGACCCUUCACCAUGAGCAGGUCUCAACCCAUGAAUGAUCAGCACACGGGUUAUUUUAAAAAGUUUAGCAAAGUCUAAUGUUUCUGGAAACGAUGUGCAGUUUUGACAUGAGAAUUAAAAUAGCUUUAUCUUAUUUAUCC
Messenger RNA from Ictalurus furcatus (blue catfish), 2144 nucleotides. It is a transcript of the gene ak6, whose product is annotated as adenylate kinase 6. Gene Ontology annotation, cellular component: nucleus; cytoplasm. The transcript has 5 exons. Bases 309 to 833 code for a protein of 174 amino acids. The record is from RefSeq and is a predicted model, not a curated record. Gene Ontology annotation, molecular function: ATP binding; AMP kinase activity; ATP hydrolysis activity. Lineage: Eukaryota; Metazoa; Chordata; Actinopteri; Siluriformes; Ictaluridae.